Molecule: messenger RNA, 1998 nt
Organism: Cantharellus anzutake
Lineage: Eukaryota; Fungi; Basidiomycota; Agaricomycetes; Cantharellales; Hydnaceae
Exons: 4
Coding region: 1-1998 (665 amino acids)
Cellular component (GO): cytoplasm
Source: RefSeq, a predicted model, not a curated record
AUGGGAAACACGAGUUCCUCACGAGAUCGCCAUGCCGAGGAGUCGGUCGACUUUGGUGCGCUGACACCACAAGGAGGGAUAUAUUCCUCUCAACCCGACUGGAACCAAACGAUCGUUGGCCAACUUAUUGUGCAACGCAAACUUUCGCCCUUUUAUAGACCACUAGAAGAGUAUGAAGAAGAUUGGACCGAUGAUCAAAUCCUGGCCGCGAGGAAGAAGGUCCCUAGCCCUGAUUCCAAUGGCGAGGAAGGAUCGCACAAAGAAUGGGUAUCAGGGUCCGUCGCCCCUCCGUUACAAAGCGCAACGUCUACUUUAAAACAUGCUGCUGGCGGGAAAUCGUCUUCCAAGUCAUACCAAUCCCAGAAAGAACUUCCCCGAAAUUAUGAGGCCCAGGUCUAUCGUGGUGCUGUGGAGUGCCCCAUUUGCUUCUUGUACUAUCCGCCCAACACAAACCAAACCAGAUGCUGUGAUCAGGCUAUUUGCACCGAAUGUUUCGUUCACAUCAAGCGUGCCGAUCCAACUACGACUCACGUCGUUUCGGAGCCUGCUUGUUGCCCGUAUUGCAUGCAGCCAAAUUUCGGCGUGGUAUACACACCACCUCUAUGGCGGACUGGCAUUGGUGGGGUGAACAACCAACGACCGGAUUUCCUGUCACACUCUUCCUCAGGAUCCACUAAUUCUGCCGAAAUGAGCAUUUCCGAGGGAAAACGUCGGCGGCGGAGCAUCAGUCACACUAGUCGUGAAGUCGUGACCAUUGAUCACAUCAGACCGGACUGGGAAGUUAAGCUUAAUCAAGUGCGAGCGGCGGUUGCUCGCCGAGCGAACAGGCGUAUCAUUAUGCGACAGGUUGGCGAUCAGCUCAUCCCAAUCGGCGUCUCAAGAGGCACGGUAGUUGCCCUUCCCCCCGGGAUGGAAGGUGCUUCAUCGGAUGACAGUUCAGGUGGAAGUGGGACUCGAAGAAGCAGACGGCGUGAGAGACACAAUGAAUAUACGCAAUUCAUGGGUAUGAAUGGACAGGAUUUGGAGGAGCUCAUGGUCAUGGAAGCAAUGCGACUUUCAAUGAUCGAGGAAAACGAACGACAGCGUCGGGUGCAGGGGGAACAACAACGCAAUGGGACAGAUCCAUCACAACAGGCAGGACCAUCCGGCCAUCCACCACUUUCUUCGUCUCAUCAGCCCUCACCAUCGGAGCAGAUGGCUGAACAUCUGUUCAAUAUUUCAUCCAGUGUACCUCCCACUUCGUCCCUGCAUUUUUUAUCAUCAGAACAAUCCGCAACCACACCCUCUACACCUUCCACCAGAAGUAGAAGCUCUAGUGUCUCGAGGAGUCGUUCGGAAUCGGCUCCCCCACAUGAUGCCUCUGCGGUUGAAGUUAGCAAUAUCGCAUUUGGUGCACCUGGAAUACGACCCCCCACCUCUGUGCCCAGCGCUCUGAGCGCUCUGAUCAAUGCUAGGGCGUCGGCAACAGCCAUCCUCGGCGACCGGGUGUCCUCGGAUAACAGCUCGGAGCGUGAUGAAAACGCUGAGCCGUCCCAGCAUCAUCCUGAGCCAAACACGAGUUCUCCUGAGCGGGAAACUGAGACUGUUUGGCCAGCGGGCAGACACGAUGUGGAUACUCCACGAGUCUCGAGGCCCAAUUCGAGAGUCAGUAGGCGGUCGUUGCAUAACGGGGCUGGCGAGCAGGCCCACGUCCGACCUAUAUCUGUGCCCCAUGUUCCUAUGCCUCGAGCAGCAUUCACUCUUACUAGCCAACAGCUUCUCACCCCUUGGUCAGUUAGCUCGGAAACAACGGAAGAAUACGAUUUCCUCCCUUCGACGCCUCAGUCAUCAAGACGAUCAGAGGUGUCUGCACGAGUGCCCCUUGUGGAAAGGGAUAGUCUUGGUAAUGAAGGUGACAGCAGUGACAACGUGGCAGGAUCCCUCCCUGGACGCCCAAGAGCGCACAGAAGUGGAACUGUGGAUUCUCUGUUGAGUGAAUAUCCAAUGACCACGUCAUGA